GCCGCCUCGCGGACGUCGACGCAGGCGCCGCCAUGGCGGCGACCGGCAGCGCGGAGGGCGCGAGCGACAGCCCCGCGCUGUGGGCCGAGGUGCGGGCGCUGCUGCCCCGCGCCGAGGAGGGGCUGACCUUGGCGCUGAGCGGCGAGGUGGAGGACUGCGUCCUGCCGCUGCUGCGGCGGGCCCGCUCGCUGCUCUACGGCGCGGCGGGCCGGCCCGGGGCGGCAACGGCGGCGGCGCUGGAGCGCCUCAGCGACGUCCUGCGUGACUACUCCUGGGAGAAGCUGAACGCGGGGCCAUGGCGGGAGGUCGGCAAGGGCUGGCGCCAGGUCUACGCCUACGGCUGCCUCUUCGGGGCGCUGGCCGAGGUGGCCGCGGGCCGCCCGCUCGCGCGCGCCGUGCGGCUCUGCGACCUGGGGCUGCUCAUGGGCGCCUCCGUCCUGGACAACGUCCUGGCGCGCCUGGUGCGCGCGCUCCAGCCGCACCUGCCCCGCGCGGCGCCGCGCGACGGAGCCCGCGCCCAGAGCGUCCGGGCCGAGCCGCCGCCGCCCUGCGCCGCGCAGCAUGAGGAGCUGAUCCCGCACCUUCGCUGUCCUUCGCUGGAGCACUUCAGAGACAACUACCUCGUUCCCCAGCGGCCCGUGGUCCUGGAGGGCGUCAUGGAUCACUGGCCGUGUAUGAAGAAGUGGAGUGUGGACUAUUUCUGUCAAGUCGCAGGCUGCCGCACAGUCCCUGUGGAGUUGGGUGCUCGGUAUACAGAUGAGGAAUGGUCUCAGCAGCUCAUGACUGUCAGUGACUUCAUCAGCCAGUAUAUCAUGGAUGAGAACAAUGUAGGAUACCUUGCCCAGCACCAGCUUUUUGAUCAGAUCCCAGAACUGAAAGAAGAUAUCAGUAUCCCUGACUACUGCUGCCUGGGGGAAGGGGAAGAAGAUGACAUCACCAUUAAUGCCUGGUUUGGUCCAGGAGGGACAGUCUCACCUCUUCAUCAGGAUCCCCAGCAAAAUUUUUUAGCCCAGGUACUUGGAAGAAAGUAUAUCCGUCUCUAUUCACCACAAGACUCAGAAAACCUGUACCCCCAUGAAAGCCAAAUUCUUCACAACACUAGUCAGGUUGAUGUGGAAGAUCCAGACUUGGUCAAGUUUCCAAAUUUCACAAAGGCUGCAUUUCAGUCCUGUAUUCUGAUGCCUGGACAGAUUCUGUUUAUUCCAGUUAAAUAUUGGCACUAUGUGCGAUCACUUGAACUCAGCUUCUCUGUUAGUUUCUGGUGGUCAUAGUUCUGACACAUAGCAGCACUGAAAUUAAAUUAAAAAUCAGGCAAGUAGCCUCUCUCUCUCAGGAGAGGUUAGAGGUGAAGCAAAACCAAAAACCAACAAACUCUUGCUAAAGCAUGUAGAAGUAGUCACAAUGGGUAAGUGAAAAGAUGAUGCUGUAGUUACUUCAUUUUUGUAGAUGUUUCUAAUAACUCCUAAAGAGCAUAUUGUUAGGUCAUUGUCCUGUGUAUGCAUCCAUCAGAAACAGCCUCUGUACAGGCACUGCCAGGGCUCUGCCUGAGCCUCUGUCUUAGUAAUCAGGUCAGGGUUAUCUUCUACUUGGAUUUAGUAACACUAAACCCUAGAGUUAGCUAGAGAGAUGGUGCUACCUGAAGGUUCAAUCCAUUAAAAAAUUAAGCUAACACCAAGCAAGGUACUAGUCACUUGCAUGGAAAAAGUUAUUAAUGCCCUGGUUCUGGCCAGGAUAGGGUUCAUUUUUGCAGUAGCCAGGAGGGGCAUGGCCCAGACUCAGAGGUUAUUUUGUACCACCUCAGCCUGCCACUGCUGCAGGCCGGGGCAGGAAGGGGUUCCUUGGUCUUUUAGUGAUUGAAUCUGUGUGAAUCUUUUUGUGUGAACCUUUUGUCUGUCUUGUACACUGUUAUUGAUAUUGUUGCUAUUACUGCUUAUUUUCUUAUUCCAUUGCUGUUUCCAGUAAAUUGUUCUUAUUGCAACUCAU
Molecule: messenger RNA, 1983 nt
Organism: Zonotrichia albicollis (white-throated sparrow)
Lineage: Eukaryota; Metazoa; Chordata; Aves; Passeriformes; Passerellidae
Gene: KDM8
Product: lysine demethylase 8
Cellular component (GO): nucleus
Molecular function (GO): histone H3K36 demethylase activity
Source: RefSeq, a predicted model, not a curated record